AUGCGGCCCCCGUGCACGGCGGCGGAGGCCUCGCGGCGCGAGCAGGCGGAGCGUGCCCGCGCGGCCGCCGCUGCGGCAGCGACCGCUGCUGCAACAGCAGCCGCGACGCCAGCAGCGGCGCCAGGCGGCGACUCAUUUGACAUCCAGGCGCGCGUGUGGCGCGCCAUGGCGCUCCUCUCGUACCACCAGGACGCCGUCCGCGCGGAAGCCGUGUGCUUGGAUUCAAUGGCGGCCCUGAGGGUCACGGGACUGCCGCCGCCAUGGGUGUCAGACCCCUCCUUCGCCGAGGCCCUCGCCGCGGCCGCGGCCCGCCGCGACGCAACGGGCGGCGGCGGCAAUGGCGGGGGCCAGCACGAGCAGCUGUGGCAUGGGCAGCAACAGCAGCAGCAGCAGCAGCAGCAGCAGCAGCAGCAGCAGCAGCAGCAGCAGCAGCAGCAGCCGUUUGUCGAUCCCGGCGCGUGGCAAGAGUACCACUGCACAUGGGAAAAUGUAUACAACGCCGAUUUUGAGAUGAUGAACUCAGCCACAAUGCUGCGAGACCUGGCGGGACGCCCGGACGACCCCCGCGUCCUGCGCGCGCGAGAGCGGCUGCGGGAGACGGCGUGGGCCGCAUGCGACGGCCGCGGCUUGGAGGCGCUGCGGUUCGCGUUGCCAGAGCUGCGGCAGCUGGUGCACGUGGCGGUACCGUUCCUUGUCGAGCAAUACGCAGACGCGGCAAAGGCCCCCGUGCCGCCUGCGCCACCCAGCUGUCGCGGGGACGUUUUGAACGGCCAGGUCCUGGCGGACUCCCUGUCGCCGCAGCACCGCCUGGUGCUGCUGGCUGAGCUGGCGGUGGGGAUCAUGGUGCCGGGGUGA
This is a messenger RNA of Monoraphidium neglectum, 855 nucleotides long. RefSeq lists its product as hypothetical. Lineage: Eukaryota; Viridiplantae; Chlorophyta; Chlorophyceae; Sphaeropleales; Selenastraceae. Bases 1 to 855 code for a protein of 284 amino acids. The record is from RefSeq and is a predicted model, not a curated record. The transcript is spliced from 2 exons.